UCAGAUUUUAACUCAAGUGAAGUUUCUUUUAUAUCCCUUUCUUCUUCCUGUAUCUUCCUCAAGUUAUCAAAGUUAUUGUCAAUCCAAAUAUAAACUGAAACUCUAAAUGCGUUCGCCGCUGUGACGAUCCACCGCACGUACCGCCGGGAAUCACAACUCCGGCGAAAAACGAAUUGAGACGCGGCUCUCAGAUCGCGACGCCAUGAGUAAAUCCGCGAAUAAUGUAACUAAGCCUGAAAUGUACGCUGCUCUAAUCCGCAACCGUGAAUAUCAGGCAGCCAUGGACUUUGCCAAACAGCACGGCUUGGACAGGGACGAAGUUUUAAAAUCACAGUGGUUGAAUUCCGGCCAUGGAGUAACUGACGUAAAUUUGUUUUUAUCAAAAAUUAGGGAUCAUAAUUUUGUAAUUUAUGAAUGUGUUAAUAAAGUAGGACCAACAGAAGAUGCUAUGACUGCAUUACUUGCUCAUGGACUCUAUUUAACUGAUCGGUACCGAUUUUCGGAAGAAAAACAUGGUGAAAAUGCCGAGAUGUGGGAUCUUCGAUUGGCUAGGGUUCAGUUGUUGCAGUACAGAGAUAGACUGGAGACAUAUCUGGGCAUAAGCAUGGGCAGGUUUUCUGUGCAGGAAUAUAGAAAAUUUCGUGUUAUGCCUCUAAGUGAAGCUGCUGUAGCUCUUGCUGAAACUGGGAAAAUUGGUGCUUUGAACCUUCUCUUCAAGCGUCAUCCUUAUUCUCUUUCUCCUUCAAUGUUGCAAAUAUUAUCUGCUAUCCCGGAAACUGUUCCUGUUCAAACAUAUGGGCAGCUUCUUCCUGGCAGGAACCCUCCUACUGGUGUUUCCCUGAGGGAAGAAGAUUGGAUUGAAUGUGAAGAGAUGUUGAGCUUCAUCAAUAGUUUACCUGAGAAUCAUGAAUUAGGUAUUCAGAUCCGAACUGAGCCCAUUAUCAGAAGGUGCCUGGGAUACAUUUGGCCAUCUGCUAAUGAACUUUCUAUAUGGUACAUGGAUAGAGCUAGAGAUAUUGAUCGCUACAGUGGCCAGCUGGAUAAUUGCCUUUGCCUGGUUGAUGUAGCAUGUCGAAAGGGUAUCUUUGAGUUGCAGCAGUUUUACAAGGAUAUUACUUACUUGCAACAGCUUAUUUAUUCUGAUGAGAGUGAAGCUGAAAUAUGCUUUAAUAUUUCGCUUUUGGAUUGGGAAAAUUUAUCUGAUUAUGAGAAGUUUAGAAUGAUGCUCAAAGAAGUUAAAGAGGAAAAUGUGGUAAAGAAGUUGCAUGAUAAGGCUAUUCCUUUUAUGCAAAGUAAGUUUCAUGACUCGGCUCCUGUUAGUCAAGCUGAACUUAAGGGUAGCAACCUUUCUUUAGAACAGAAGGAUGAGUCAUUUCUGGUGAGAUGGCUUAAGGAGAUUGCUUUAGAGAAUAAAUUGGAUAUAUGCUUGAUGGUAAUAGAAGAAGGGUGCAGAGACUUAGCUACUAAUGGUUUCUUCAAGGAUGAAAUUGAAGCUGUGGAUUGCGGUCUGCAAUGUGUAUAUUUAUGCUCAGUUACAGAUAGAUGGACUACAUUGUCUGCUAUAUUGUCAAAGCUUCCACAAAAGCAUGAUGCUGAAAUAUAUAUUGAUGGCCUAGAGGAACGGCUUAAGCUUGCAGAGAGCCAUAUUGAAGCUGGGAGGGUUCUGGCACUUUACCAGGUCCCGAAACCAAUGAACUUCUUCCUGGAGGCUCAUGCAGAUGAAAAAAGUGUGAAACAGAUUCUACGUCUUAUGCUUUCAAAAUUUGGUCGGCGACAACCAGGUCGGUCUGAUAAUGACUGGGCAAGCAUGUGGCGUGAUAUGCAAAGCCUGCGGGAGAAGGCUUUCCCUUUUCUUGAUCCAGAGUACAUGCUAACAGAAUUCUGCAGGGGACUUCUGAAAGCCGGGAGAUUUUCCCUUGCAAGAAAUUAUCUGAAAGGUACAAGUUCAGUUGUUUUGGCAUCAGAGAAAGCAGAAAAUCUUGUUAUUCAAGCUGCACGUGAAUUUUUUUUCUCGGCUUCUAGUCUCUCUUGCUCGGAGAUCUGGAAGGCUAAGGAAUGCCUAAAUUUAUUCCCAAGUAGCAGGCUUGUUAAAGCAGAGGCUGAUAUAUAUGAGGCACUCACUGUUAAGCUUCCAAACCUUGGAUUAACUCUCCUCCCUUUGCAGUUCAGGCAAAUAAGGGAUCCUAUGGAGAUCUUAAAAAUGGCUAUCACCAGUCAACCCGGAGCUUAUUUACACGUUGAUGACCUUAUUGAGGUUGCUAGACUUCUAGGACUAAAUUCUCCAGAGGAUCUAUCUGCUGUUGAGGAAGCUAUUGCCAGAGAAGCUGCUGUAGCUGGUGAUCUGCAAUUGGCAUUUGAUCUUUGCCUUGUUUUGGCUAAAAAAGGACAUGGUUUCAUUUGGGAUUUGUGCGCAGCAAUAGCCAGAGGUCCCGCCCUUGAAAACAUGGAUGUAAAUUCUCGAAAGCAGCUACUAGGUUUUGCUUUGAGCCACUGUGAUGCUGAAUCUAUUGGUGAGCUUCUCCAUGCAUGGAAGGAUCUGGACAUGCAAGGUCAGUGUGACACUUUGUUGAUGUUUUCAGAGAUGAGUUCCUCUGAGGUUCCUGCUCAAGAUUCCUCAAUUAUGUCGCUACCAGUAAAUGGUAUACAGGAUAUUGUUGAUCUUAAUGAUUGCUCUAAACUGGUUGAUGGAAGAAGUGGCCAUGAUCAUGAAGCAUACUUAAGUAAAGUAAAAAAUACACUUUCUUUUGUUGCUAAAAAUUUGCCCAUGCAGAAUGGAACUGAUCUGGAUUCUUUUUUGAGAGAGAAUGGAAAAACUUUAUCUUUUGCUGUUUUCCAACUUCCAUGGUUGCUCAAUUUGAGUAAGCAAUCAGUAAAUGAUAAGAAAUUAGCUUCUGACUUAUUUCAUGGAAAACAAUGUUUGAGCAUAUGCACGCAAGCACUGGUAACUAUUCUCUCCUGGUUGGCAAGAAAUGGUUUUGCUCCGAAAGAUGAUGUUAUAGCCUCUCUGGCAAAGUCAAUUAUAGAACCACCUGUUACAGAAGAGGAGGACAUCAUGGGAUGCUCUUUAUUGUUGAAUCUUGUGGAUGCCAUUGGGGGAGUUGAAGUAAUAGAAGAGCAGCUAAGAAUAAGGAAAAAUUAUCAAGAAAUUUGCAGCAUCAUGACUGUGGGGAUGACUUACGGUGUAUUACAUAAUUUUGAAGUCGAGUGCAAUGGUCCAUCUCAGAGGAGGGAGCUGCUAUUGAGAAAAUUUGCAGAAAAGCACAUACCAUUUAAUUCUGAUGAAAUGAACAAAUUUGAUGAAGUACAAUCAACAUUCUGGAGGCAAUGGAAGCUUGAUUUAGAAGAAAAAAGACGUGUAGCUGAACAUUCUAGAUUGCUGGAGCAGAUCAUUCCAGGGGUUGAAACCACACGUUUUCUGUCAGGUGACUUCAGUUAUAUUGAGAGUGUUGUUUGUUCCCUGAUAGAUUCAGUAAAGUUGGAAAAGAAGCACAUUGUGAAGGAUAUCUUGAGAUUAGCUGACACAUAUGGCUUAAGUCAUACUGAGGUUUUGCAACAAUACCUAAGUUCUAUUCUUGUUUCUGAGGUUUGGGCCGAUGAUGAUAUCAUUGCUGAACUUGCAGAAGUUAAAGCAGAGAUAAUUGGCUGUGCUUCUGAAACCGUCAAAACUAUUUCCUCGGUUGUGUACCCUGCAAUUGAUGGGCGCAACAAACGUCGUAUUGGUUUUAUAUUUAGCCUCCUCUCGGACUGCUAUUUGCAUCUAGAGGAAACGGAAAACUCUUUGCAAGACAUACACUCUUUUCCCCCAAAACUAUGCACUAUUAGUUUAGCUCGCUUAUACAAGGUCUUUGAGCAAGAAUGCCAAAGGGUAUCUUUUAUUGAAGAUCUGAACUUCAAGAAUAUUGCUGGAUUAGAUGGUCUAAAUUUUCAAUUUCUAGGAAGUGAAGUCUAUGCGCACGUGAACGAUCUUAGCUUGGAAGCCUUGGCAAAAAUGGUACAGACAUUGUCUGGUAUCUAUACUGAUAUGGUGCCCGAAAAUCUCAUUUCAUGGCAGGAUGUGUAUAAACAUUACGUUCAAGGUUUAUUAACGACAUUGGAAAAAGGAACCAGAAUGGAUUUCAAUUUUGUGAAUGCCGACAGAUUUCAGGAGUUUAUCAUACAACUUGAGCACACCUAUGAUUUUUCUCGUGUGUAUAUCAGACUAUUGGUACCAUCUGAUGCCUUGGAAAUUAUGAAGCAGUACUUAACCGUAAGUGUACCCCUGCACGGUUCUUAUGAGAGUAUUCCAGAUAACUCAGCAUGGCAGGAUUGCCUCAUUAUCCUUUUGAAUUUUUGGCUUAGACUGAGUGAAGAAAUGCAAGAAAUUAUAUCCAGGGAUAGUUCAGAAGAAAUAGCAUUCCGUCCAGAUUGUUUAUCGAAUUGUUUGAAGGCCUUAAUGAGGCUGCUGGUGGAGGACAGUGUAUCUCCAAGUCAGAGCUGGGGUAGCAUCAUAGGCUACGCCAAUUGCGGCUUCGUUGGUGAUUUUUCUGUUGAGAUUCUGAUUUUCUGCAAAGCCAUGGUUUUUGCUGGCUGUGGUUUUGGAGCCAUUUCGGAAGUAUUCUCCAAGGCAAUAUCCCAUUGUGAUACCAGUUUAACUCCUUCUGCUGACUCGGAAUCCCGAAAUCUUCUUCUUCAUCUCUAUAUAAAUAUGUUGGAUCCCUUCUUAGAAAAUUUGGUCAGUGGAUUCUACGAACCCCAGAAUUUAUAUCAUCUACUAUCUUCAUUGAGCAAGUUGGAAGGUCAAAUCGAGGAUUUGCAGAGGGUUAGACGGGCAGUUUGGGAAAAGAUGACCCAAUUCUCCGAUAAUUCAGAGCUACCAAGCCGUGUUCGGGUUUAUGUUCUCGAGCUCGUGCAGCUGGUUAGGGGUAGAAAUAUCAAGGGUUUCUCUACAGAGCUACAAUCCAAGGUUUUACCAUGGGAAGGAUGGGAUGAAUGGCUAUCUACAAGUAAACAGAGCGAGAUUACUGCUGGUGACGGACUGCUGGAUAACACAGAUGCUUCUAGUCAGUUAACGAGUACUUUAGUUGCUCUUAAAUCAUCUCAGCUUGCGGCAAGCAUUUCCCCUAAUAUAGAAAUUGCUGCUGAUGAUCUCUUGAAUGUGGGGACCGCCAUCACAUGCUUUUCAAAAUUAUGUGAAGUUUCGAGUUCAGAUGCUCACAUUGAGGUGCUGCUAGCCAUUUUAGAAGAGUGGGAAGGGUUUUUUGUAGUUGGAAGAGAUGAAACUAAUUCUGCAGAAACAUCGGAAGCAGUAAACGACUGGAAUAAUGAUGAUUGGAAUGAAGGAUGGGAAAGCUUUCAGGAAGUCGGAUCUCUUCAGAAAGAGAAAACAGAGACCUCCCUAUCUGUUGAUCCUUUGCAUGUGUGCUGGACGGAGAUAUUCAAAAAACUGGUCUCAAAAUCACGUUUCACUGAUGUAAUAAGAUUGAUCGACCAAUCGCUAAAGUCUAACCUUGUUUUGCUGGAUGAAGAUGAUACUAAGACAUUAAGUCGGAUUUUACUUGAGAUAAAUUGUUUCAUGGCUUUGAAGCUUGUACUUCUUUUGCCUUAUGAAGCAUUGCACUUGCCGUGUUUGUGUAUAGUUGAAGAUAAGCUUAAGCAAGGAGCUAUUUCUGAAACAGUUGGCAGAGAUCAUGAGUUCUUUGUUCUUGUAUUGUCAUCAGGGAUUAUAUCGGCAAUAAUGACAAACUCUUCAUUCGGCACUACUUAUUCCUAUUUCUGCUAUUUAGCAGGAAAUUUCUCUCGUCAGUGCCAGGAGUCUCAGUUAACUAGAAUCACCGAGGAAUCUGCAAACUCUGCAGCGGACUUUCUGUUUCUUUUUCGGAGAAUACUGUUCCCAUCCUUCAUCUCGGAGCUUGUGAAGGCUGAUCAACAAAUUCUAGCAGGAUUUCUUGUUACGAAGUUUAUGCACACAAAUGCUUCUUUAAGUCUAAUUAAUAUCGCUGAAGCUAGUCUUACGAGAUACUUGGAGAUGCAGCUCCAAGCAGUCCAGCACGACGAGUUUGGUGUUGAUGAGGUAAGUUCGUGUGAACUGCUGAGAAAUACAGUUUCUAGAUUGAUAAGCAAAUUAGGAAAUGAUAUCGGGGCUGCAUUGUCGUUGCUGUCUGCAAAUGUUAGAUGAAAAUCCCUUUUAGAAGAUUUUGCGAUAACAUUAGGCGUAUGUUUUGUACACUGUCUCACAAACUUUAUGUACAUUCUAUGUAGAUGUCUUUUUUUUUUUGUUUCUGUAGCUUUAAGGCAAAUAAACGAAAUACACAUACAAUUAAUUUUUUUUUUCCUUAUGGGAAGAUUUUAUGUCUAAAUUUGUGCUUCUA
Mercurialis annua (annual mercury) is the source of this 6347-nucleotide messenger RNA. Its product is annotated as MAG2-interacting protein 2. The transcript is spliced from 7 exons. Gene Ontology annotation, molecular function: SNARE binding. Gene Ontology annotation, cellular component: endoplasmic reticulum membrane; Dsl1/NZR complex. Gene Ontology annotation, biological process: retrograde vesicle-mediated transport, Golgi to endoplasmic reticulum. The coding region runs from base 203 to 6154 and encodes 1983 amino acids. The record is from RefSeq and is a predicted model, not a curated record. NCBI's taxonomy places the organism in Eukaryota, Viridiplantae, Streptophyta, Magnoliopsida, Malpighiales, Euphorbiaceae.